AUGAUUCCACAUUGCACCGCCCAAACUAGAUCGACCAAUAUACAGAGUAUCACCUGGCCUUGUGUCACCUCUACCACGAGCAGCCCAGAUUGUCGGCCGGCCAAUACACUCGCCCACCUGGAAACCACGGCUCCUCCCGGGUUACCUAAAGUGAUCGACGAGAGACAGGAAACAAAGAUGGCCACCAAUCUGACCUUACCCACCCCACCAUUCAUCCACGCCCCUGGGAUUGAGAAUCUUCGAGACGCCGGCGGUUACCCAGUCGAGAGCCAGAACGGCAAGGCUGUCCGCAGGGGAAUCCUCUUCAGGGCCGCUGACCCAACGCACCUCGACGAAGAAGGGGUGGCUAUCCUCCAACGCUUGGGAAUCACACAUAUUUUCGACCUCCGUUCUCUGGUUGAGCUGGCUAAGGGGAGGGAGCAGCCUAGGGAAUGGGAGGGCGCCCGCAGGGUACCCACGCCUGUGUUCCUUGACAAGGACUACAGCCCUGAGGCUCUUGCGCUUCGGCUCCGAAACUACAGUGUCGGUACAGAGGUCAUGGGCGCGCAGGGUUUUGUGAGGGCUUAUGCCUCAAUCUUGUCUGGGGCCAUCAGCCCAGACAACGCUUACCGGCCCUUCCAGACUAUUCUUGAACACCUUGCCUCAGACCCAAACCCUCCAACACCGAUACUGAUCCACUGCAGCGCCGGGAAAGACAGUAAGUCAUCUUUACAUGUGGCACCAAGGCCCACGCCCAACCACUUGGCCCUCUAG
Podospora anserina S mat+ is the source of this 753-nucleotide messenger RNA. RefSeq lists its product as uncharacterized. NCBI's taxonomy places the organism in Eukaryota, Fungi, Ascomycota, Sordariomycetes, Sordariales, Podosporaceae. The record is from RefSeq and is a predicted model, not a curated record. The coding region runs from base 1 to 753 and encodes 250 amino acids. Gene Ontology annotation, molecular function: phosphoprotein phosphatase activity. The transcript is spliced from 2 exons.